Messenger RNA from Dermacentor silvarum, 1239 nucleotides. RefSeq names its product mpv17-like protein 2. NCBI's taxonomy places the organism in Eukaryota, Metazoa, Arthropoda, Arachnida, Ixodida, Ixodidae. Gene Ontology annotation, cellular component: cytoplasm; membrane. Gene Ontology annotation, biological process: mitochondrial ribosome assembly. The transcript is spliced from 5 exons. The record is from RefSeq and is a predicted model, not a curated record. The coding region runs from base 211 to 777 and encodes 188 amino acids.
UCCGCUUCCGGAGUGAUGGGCGAUAAGCACGUUUUGCAAACACCGGGGCUGGUUGGUUGAAGGCGUAGUGUUGCUAAAGAUGAAUGUUGUAAUUUUAACAAGGCUUCAACAUGCAUGAUCGACUUGGGUGCAUAGCGUUAAUACCUUAACUCGUGUGUAGUUGCCGCUGUUGAGCUUUCCGGCGCCUUUGCCAAACCCCUACGAGAAGACAUGCCGGCGUUUUCUAAGCUCAAAACGGCAGUAACCACACUAUUUACCAAGCACCUGUUUGCUACGAACGUCGUUCUCGGCACAGGCUUCAUGAUGAUCGGUGACACGAUGCAACAGACCUACGAAAUAUACGCUGGAAAAGCGAAAGAACUUGACACGAAGAGAUCAAAGAAUAUGCUGAUUGUCGGCGGUACGUUCGGUGUUUGCGGUCACAAGUGGUACUCAUUCCUGGACCGCAAGUUUCCCGGGAAGACGCUAGGGAUGGUUGGACGCAAGCUGCUAUGCGAAUUCGCCAUCUGCCCUCCGCUUGCAUUCAUCCUUUUUGUCGGCGUGGGUGCUCUGAACAGCAAGCCCUUCCAGCACAGCGUCACUGAAUUCAAGAAAAACAUCGUCCUCUUUUGCAUCGCUGACUGGGGCUGCUUCGUUCCAGCCCAGGCUCUCAACUUUUUCUUCUUACCUCCACGCUACCGGUUCCUUUACGUCUGUGGCCUCACAGUGGUCUACGACAUCUUCCUCUCAUUCAUCCUUCAUAGGGAUUCUCAUGAAGAAGAUGAAGUCAAGAGUUGAUGGCAUUAUGUCUUGGUCAACUCGGGUGCUGUCCAUGUGGCAAUACAGCAUAUAUAGCAUUUGUAUAUAGCGAUAGUACAUAACGUUUUUAAGCUGAUUGUUAUUUCCAGCACCUGUAGGUGUAGCGCCUUAUAUAUUUUUCUUCACCAUGUCCUUGACAAGCACAACUUGAUAUAACGAAUGGGCGAAAUCCAAAGUGGAGUGCAUAAGAAGUUAGUGUCACAAACGGUUCAAAUCAAGCAGGAACAUAAUGGAAAAAUAGGCGCGCUGCGAUUCAGUGUUAGCAUUUAGAUAUACGGUCAAUUUCCAUCGACGCCGUACGCUUCUAAGCGGCAUGAGCUAAUAGCUGUACCAUUAAAACGCUGUACUGUAUGUUGACUGUGCUAGGAUGACAACUUACGUUUGUUCUUCUGCCGUAAAAGUUUUGACGUAAUUAAAAAGCUAAUAAAAAACAAUAAAAGA